Molecule: messenger RNA, 988 nt
Organism: Glycine soja
Lineage: Eukaryota; Viridiplantae; Streptophyta; Magnoliopsida; Fabales; Fabaceae
Product: thaumatin-like protein 1b
Exons: 2
Coding region: 23-808 (261 amino acids)
Biological process (GO): defense response
Cellular component (GO): extracellular region
Source: RefSeq, a predicted model, not a curated record
AGCCUCGUUGCCUAUAAAUAGCAUGGCUCCAACCAUGCAAAACUCACCAUUGCACCUGCAAAACGAGAAGUAUCCAACAAUGACUACCACCCGUGUUGCUAUCUGUCUUUGCUUUGCAUUCCUUUACUACGCGGCUGAAGGAGCCAAGGUUAGUUUCAAUAACAAGUGCACAUACACGGUAUGGCCAGGAACCCUAACCGGUGACCAAAAGCCCCAAUUAUCAACAACUGGUUUCGAGUUGGGUCCAGGAGCAUCCAACUCUGUGGACCUUCCAUCUCCAUGGUCCGGUCGGUUCUGGGCCCGAACAGGAUGCUCCAACAACAACGGAAGGUUCAGCUGCGCCACCGCCGAUUGCGCCUCCGGUCAAGUCGCAUGCAACGGUGCCGGUGCAAUCCCGCCAGCUACUUUGGUAGAAAUCACAGUUGCAGCAAACGGAGGGCAAGAUUUCUACGACGUGAGCAACGUGGAUGGCUUCAACGUGCCCAUGUCCGUAACCCCACAAGGUGGGAGUGGCGAUUGCAAAACCUCAAGUUGCCCUAAGAACAUUAACUCUGUGUGCCCUGCGGAGCUUCAAGUCAAAGGGUCCGAUGGCAACGUCAUCGCUUGCAAGAGUGCUUGCGAGGCUUUUAAGGAAGAUAGAUAUUGCUGCACUGGACCUAACAACACCGCAGAAACAUGUCCACCUACGAACUACUCUCAGAUUUUCGAGGAGCAGUGUCCCGAUGCUUAUUCCUACGCUUACGAUGAUAAGAGCAGCACUUUCACUUGCUCCAACAGGCCUGAUUAUGCCAUCACAUUCUGCCCUUGAAGUGCUCACCAGUGGAGAGAUCGACUUAAUUGGUUAUAUAUCCCUCCGUUUAAAAUAAGUGAAUACACAAAUACUAUUACCCACUCAUAGGUUAUAUAGUAUGAAUAAUAAAUCACGUGAUUUCGGUGAUUGUAUUGAUGAAUUACCAUCCAAUUAAUAAAGUUUAGCUUUUAUAAUUGA